AUGCUGAGCCGAUAUUCAUCAGCCUUGAUGGUUACUCUGUUCUUGGCUGUUGUGUGUUUGGUAACAAGCACAUUGGCCCAGAAUGUAAUCCCAUUCACCAAUAUUGGUGUUGCUGUGCCAGCAACAUUGACCGAGAAGGGCUGGGCUUAUUAUAGCGUAAAUCCAUCCUUGUUUUCAAAUUUGAAUGAUACAGAUUUUGUUUCUUUUAUGCUUACAUCAUUGAGUGGUGAUGCCGAUCUCCAUGUGAGUAUUGUUGGCCUUCCAGAUGGCCCUGAUUGUACAAAUUGUAUCUUUUCGUCGGAAACUCCAUUCAGCGAGGUUCAAACAAUCAGCAAGGGAGACACAUCCAAAUGGCCAACCGGCACCAACCUUUUCUACAUUGGCAUUUAUGGUUACACACAGGCUGAAGUUGUUUUCAACGUGUGGAGCUCUCAAUCUAUCGUACAACUUACAGAAGGUCAGCCACAACAAGCCAGUACAGAAAGAGGAACUUACACGUACUUUAGAUACGACUUGCAAAGAAGUGCCAAGACAAACAUCACUAUUUCAGUCACUCCUGUUGAUGGUGAUCCAGAUAUUUAUGUCUCUACAAAGACUGACAAGCCAACUAGAAGCAAUUACGAGUACAGCUCUGCCUUGUACGGAUUUGAUUUGAUUAAUAUCAACCACGACCCAGAGACAACUCAAGGAGUCCUUUCAUACUACAUUGGUGUUUACUCUUAUUCCAGCACUCACUACACAAUUUUCAUUAGAAAUGAGCUUACUCCUGCCGUUCGUGUUGUGGAAGGCCAUCCAAUGUCUGAUUUGGUCGAAGCAGGACAAAUGAUUUGUUUUGCCUACGAAAAUCUUGUUCAACAACGUAUUUUGGUCAGUCUUUCACCUUUGACAUCUCGUGGAGACCCCGAUCUUUAUGUCAAAUGGGGAGAUUGCCCAACCUUGAACUCUUACGACAUUGUCAGAAGAACAACUGGUAAUGAUGCUCUUGAAAUUGAAAAGGCUGAUAGCAAGGCUGGAAGAAUUAUGUUUAUUGGUGCUUAUGGCUUUGCAAGAGACACCAAAUUCGAGCUCAUGGUCACCACUGAGGAACAUAAUACCGUCCUUUCUGAUGGUGUUGCUUUUGGAUCAAGCCUUCUUGCCGGUGAAAUUAAUUACUACAAAUAUUCUCAUGGAGAUACAGACACAAGUGUUGUUGCCAAUGUUAGAGUUUUGAGAGGUUCUGUUAAAUUAUAUUCUGCUUUCCAUGCAAGACCAAACCAAGACAAGUAUGAACGUGUUGCUGAAAUGGACGGAGGUUUGAUUAACAUGAUGUUCCCUGCGCCAACCAAGCGUGCAAACUAUUAUUUCUCUGUUGUUGCUUCCGCAAAUGCUGACUAUACCAUCACAGUCUCUUCUAAUCAAGUACCUAGUGUUUUGAGAGAUGGUGUUGACAUGUUCUGGAAUGUUGUUCCUCAAUAUUACUACAGACAUUUUAUCUUUGAAGCUGCCGACUUCAACACCAAUGACGUCUCAAUCACAGUUAACCCAUGGAUUGGAGAUGUUGACAUUUAUGUUUCAACUGAUGAUACUUUCCCAACAAAGACGAACUAUACUUGGAUGAGUGACUCUUGGGGCGAAGACACUGUUCACAUUCCUGCAAAUGAUCCAAAGGCCAACGGAAAGAAUAGAUUCCGUAUUUCUGUUUAUGGUUAUCGUGAAACUAACUACUUCACUAUUUUGGCUAUGCAAUCCAAUACUACCAUUGCUCUUGUUGAUGACGAAACUGUUCCAGGAGCUGUUUCCGUGAGAGAUUAUGUGUUCUACUCGUACGAUCUUGCUGCUCCUUCUACAAUUUCUAUUUCUCUCCACAUCUCCAGUCCUAACUCUAGCGCCACUGUCUUCUACAGUAAAACAAAUCCAAAACCAAACAGACAAGACCACGAUGGAAUGGCAUUGUCAUUGGGAGAUGCUUUCUUGACUCUUGAGCAACAACCAAAGGGAACCAUUUACCUUUCAGUUCAUGGAUGGAACAGUAUUUCAGGACGCCCAAUUCUUUACACACUCAACGUUAGAACCAGCUAUCAGCAUAUCUAUGCGAACGGUCAAUCAUAUCUUGUUCAUGUUGGACAAGGAAAGUACACUCAAUUCAAGGCUUACAUUGGUUCUCACAUCAAGAACCUUGUGGCUUCUGCAACCCUUGUUUCUGGUAACACAAGAAUGUAUAUUGCCACGGACAACUCUCCUGCCAACGAUACUCAUUUCAAUUUCCAAAACACUGAAUGGCCAGGUAACGCAUUCCUCAUUCAAAACUCCAACCCUAGCUUUAAGAGUGGAUAUUGGUUCUUUGGUGUUUAUGGUAACGUUGACUCUGAUUUCUAUAUCAGCUUGACUUCAUACCCAUAUGUUGCUUGGAUGUCUGAAGGUGUUCCAGUUCUUGGAAAGGCACCAACUGAUGGUAGUCCACUCAUUUACAGCUUCUGGAUUCCAUACACUGAAGACAAGCAAGAUUAUUCUUUCCACAUUAGACAAAUUUCUGGAUACACUGACGUUUAUGCUAUCCAAGAUUACACAGUCAACCCAUCUGCUCAAAACUUUACCUUUGUCUCUUCAGGAUCAGUAGACAGAACUUUGACUUUACCAAAGGACAAGAUUACCUUCGGUAGAGCUGUGUACUUUGGCGUUUAUGGAAAGCCUUCCGAUGAUGGCAGCUAUCCAGUCUAUGAGGUUAGCAUUGCUACUGCUACUGCUCCAAAAUUCCUUGGUCAGGAUCAACCACAAUCCCUUGUUGUUGCUAAAGGCGCUUACAAUUACUAUGAAACGUUGAACAGAUAUGCCUCAGACAAGGUUUCAGUUUAUGUUGAGUCAUGCAGUGUUUAUCCUGCUCCAAAUAUUUAUCUUUCUCACAAACAUUUCAGACCAACCGAUCAAACUAAAGACACUGUUGCUUCCACCGCCUCUGCUGAUUAUCCACACGAUUAUGUGCAAAUUGCUUCUAUGGAUGCAGCUCCUGUUGAUAAGUUCUUUAUUGGUGUUGGAAAUGCCAAGAGUGACAGUGUUGCCGAUAUUUAUGUUACCACAGGUGACGAUGCUAGACCUUCUGUACUCGACACCAAGAUGGCUGGAGCUGAUCUCACAUCCAACGGUGAAACUGUUUUGGUUAUACAACCUGCCAAACCAUCAUCCAAGCAAACUCCUGGAACUUUGUUGAGCUAUGCUGUCUACACUGCUCCUAUUGGACACACCCAAGAUGAAAGUGCUUUGAACAUGCAAACUGUUUGCGGUGUUAAGGCUAGCGGUAACUUGGUUACCAAGGUUGCUGUCGCUGAUACCACUCAACAAGUAACUGCCAAAUUUAAGGUGGACAGAUCACAAAAGUACCUCGUCAACGUGCUUGCUCAAGACAACAAUGGCCUUUCUGUUCCUUACAAGGCUGCUUAUAUCAUUAAUGGUCGCGUUGUUUAUGAACCAAUCGCUGAUGGUGGAGUCAAUGUUCCUGCUCUUGUCAUUUCUCUCCUUCUCGUUUUCGUAUUUUUGGCUGUUCUUGCUUACAUUGGUGGUGGUAUGGGAUACAGAUACAAGAAGGGACAUAGAGGAAUUGAGAUGUUCCCUAACUAUGAAUUCUGGAAGAUGGUAUUCACAUGUGGUCGUUCUUCAUCCUACACCAGAUUUGAUGAUGAUCGAGUUAAUACCUCUGGAUUUGGAUCAACCAACUCAUCCAGACAAGAAAGCCAACCAAUCACAAGUGGUGGCUAUGGUUCUAUUUAA
This is a messenger RNA of Naegleria lovaniensis, 3741 nucleotides long. RefSeq lists its product as uncharacterized. The record is from RefSeq and is a predicted model, not a curated record. Lineage: Eukaryota; Heterolobosea; Eutetramitea; Acrasida; Naegleriidae. The transcript is spliced from 2 exons. Bases 1 to 3741 code for a protein of 1246 amino acids.